Molecule: messenger RNA, 581 nt
Organism: Myotis myotis
Lineage: Eukaryota; Metazoa; Chordata; Mammalia; Chiroptera; Vespertilionidae
Product: riboflavin kinase-like
Exons: 1
Coding region: 16-459 (147 amino acids)
Biological process (GO): riboflavin biosynthetic process; FMN biosynthetic process
Cellular component (GO): mitochondrion
Molecular function (GO): riboflavin kinase activity
Source: RefSeq, a predicted model, not a curated record
UGAGCGGACAGCGUCAUGAAGCCUCUGCCUUACUUCUGCCACAGCAAGGUCGUGCGCGGCUUUGGCCGCUGCUCCAAGCAGCUGGGCAUCCCCACCGCCAACUUUCCUGCUGAUGUGUCCACUUGCAUUUAUUACGGAUGGGCCAGUGUGGGAACCGGAGAAGUCCAUAAGAUGGUGCUGAGCAUAGGAUGGAACCCAUACUACAAGAACACGAAGAAGUCCAUGGAAACUCAUAUCAUGCAUACCUUCAAAGAGGACUUCUAUGGGGAAAUCCUCAAUGUGGCCAUUGCUGGCUACCUUGGACCAGAAAAGAACUUUGAUUCUUUAGAGUCACUUAUUUCAGCAAUUCAAGGUGAUAUUGAGGAAGCUAAGAAACGACUAGAUUUACCAGAGCAUUUGAAGCUCAAAGAAGACAAUUUCUUCCAGGUUCCAAAAAGCAAAAUAAUGAAUGGCCACUGAUAAAAAAAUCAUCUUACUUAUUCAUUCAUUGUUCUCUAAAAUCCUACAGCUGUGACUUAGUUUAAGCAGUACAAUGUAAUUAUUAUUAUGCUUCAUGUUCAAUUAAACCCAUCAUGCUACAG